CAUUACCUAGCAACGAAGGAGUAGAUUACAGUAAUGGACGUCUUUAGACUUACUGAGUUAACUUAGUGAGUGAUUAACAAACGUUGAAAACGCACAUUCUUUCUCCUCUUCCAUGGAUUCAGUACUAAACCUUUCGUACGUAUUUAUAAAAAAAUUAUUACGGAUUAAGCUUGAACAGAAAUAGUAAUUCAUGUCAUUGUUAUUAACAGUAUGAUGAUUAUAUUCAGUUUUUUUUUUUUUUAAGUUUCUAGUUUACUAGUAAUCAGUAUCACUAACUUAGCCAAAUUAUUUGCAUAUACCUAUACUUUUUAAAAUGUGUUACAAUUUAGGCCUUAGGCCAAUUUAAAAGGCAAAAUUGAUUUUACCUACUUUUUAUUGUUGGCAUUGUCUCACUGUGUGUCAUAUAUUUUUGAAAUAUUUAUAUUAUUAUGCCAUUGUACGCUCUUUAACUUCAGUUGUAACUGAUUUAAAACAUUUUUUUAAACUAAAAGAUUAUAUCUAGCCUAAAUAGGAUAUCAUUGUGAUAAUAAUGCAAUUGUUAAAUUUCCAAGAUUUAGACUAGUAGGAGUCAGGUUCAGAAGUCAUCUGAGCACCAAUACCAAUAUAUCUAAUAUAGUAAAGUUUAGUCCUAGUGGUCACCCAAACUCAAAUAUGCAACUAUUUGUCUUUUAAUGCUUGAUAGUCAAAAUGAACUCUGAUGAUUGCAAAAUUGCAUGUAAAGCAUGUACAAGAACCUGCACUUAAUUAAUUAAAUAAUGUGAAAACAUGAUUUAAAUGAAACCAAUUAAAAGGACCAUUGACUAAAAUUGAUUCAAUGUAUUUGCCAGUGAUGCACUGCAGGAAAUGGUCUAGGUUAGGGUUAGAGUUAAGGUAAUCUACUCACAUUAUUAAAAAUUUCCAAUUUGAAAUUGGUAUAUUUUAAAGUUACAUGCACAAAAAUAUAUUGAAAUGCUGGUAAAAAAUAAAUAUACAAAUUAUAAAGUUACUCUAGCACCAUGGGCGCCCGCAGGUUGGGGCAAGAAGGGGCAGUUUCCCCCCCCCCCCCUGGAUUGAUUGGAUACAAAAAUUUUAGACAUAAAUAGACAAAAAAUGUAUUAAAGUAAAGAGAAAAUAAAGAGAAAGUAACUAAGCUGAUGUCCUGUCCGUUCGUUCACCAUACAAAUACGCUACAGUAAAUGAAAACUAUAUUAAAACAUUGCUAAAAAUUCCCCCCCCCCUGGAAAGUUAAUCGAUUUUUUUUCGCCCCCCUAGAAAGUUUUCUGCGGGCGCCCAUGUCUAGCACCCUGUCCAGUUAAUGCAUAUUUCUAAAAGAGUUUUCAAAAGCAAAUUGUCUCUGGUUAAAUCAGCUGCCUUUUUAAAAAUAUGCUUUUUAACAGACAUGUAUAAUUUUCAAAAUUCUCUAUGACUUUAAGAAUGUACAUCCAUGUAUUUUAAUAUUAUGAUCAAACAUUAUGACUUCUCUGUACAGAUGGUGUCAUGGUUAUAAUGGCACACCUAUAUCUUUCAUUGAACCUGGAGUGUUGUGCUACCAAUGUGGACGCAACUUCAAGACCAUUGCACUUGAUGGCAAACAUAGUUCAUUUGCCUUUAAAGGAAGUGCUAGUGGGCCAAUGGCUGUUCACAAAGUCAACAAACAUAUAGCUUUUGCAGAGUAUGCAGAGAAUCCAAAAAUAUUUGUGUAUGCCUAUCCAACAUAUUCUGAGAUAGCUGUUUUGGAAGGUAUUAAAAGGCAGUGUUGAUCUACUUGUUAUUAAAGUAAAAAUAAAUUAUUAGAAAUUUGUUAAAUAUAUCCUAAUAAAUCAUAUUUUUUGUUUAUUGAUAUUUUUUAUAAUUAAUUGAACAAGUAUAAGUUUAAAUUUGUUAAAGAGAUUUUCUAAUCUUGAAAACCUAAACUGAAAUUCUAUUAGUUCAGGCUCAAUUAUGACAUAUUUUAGACAAGUUAAUAAAUGCUGGUAUUUCAUAUUUUUGCUACAAAUUUAUGAUAUAUUGGUGGAUAGAGUUGGAGGUUAGAUUUGCAAGAGAUCAUUCUUUUAUAGAAAUAAAUGUUACAAUUUUUUAGAGUAAAUCUUGGAGAAAAACCUGUUCAAGUGUUUUGAAUGAAGUCAAUCUGAAAAUUAAAUCAUUUAUUAUUUUCACUUUAAGCUGCACUGGCACAAAAUUAAAUGAGGGAGAUACCAGUACUUCUAAUGCAACUUAAUUAGGUAGUUAUCAAAUUUCAGACUGAUCUUCCAGCUCCAUAUGGAAAAUAAAUAGUGGAACUACAUAUUAUUGUGUUUGAAAAAAAGACAGAACAACUGUAAGGAUGAAUCGGCUAAAUGCCUUCUUCGGCAGACAAUGCAAAACAAGAAAAAACAAAUUAUUUGAAAUUGAAAAAAACAUAAAUGUUCCCAGAUCAAAAUGUAGCUUUCUCAGUCUUUGUAAACAAAUUCAAAUAAUUUGUUUUUCUUGAAGAAGGCAUUAAGCUGUAACAUCCUUUAGUUGUUCACUUUUUUUUUUCAAUCCCAAACAUAUCUGGUUCCACUAUUUAUUUACUUCACACAACUUGAACGCAGCCACCAAAUAUCAUCCAUAAGGAAAACUAGUUAGGUUUUUGGUUACCAUUAUUCAAAAACGUGUUCCUAGAAAGUCAUGAUGCUUGCAUGAAUAUACAAACCAAUCCUAAAUUAAACCAAACAAAUUAUUAUAAUUUUCAGUGCUGAAAAAUAUAUGAAGUAUAAAGCUGUAAAUAAAACUGUAUAUAAUCAAGGUAUAUUUGUAAUAUCCCUAUGGGUGGCUAUAUUUUGUUUUAAAAAUUCAAAUAUUAUAUUCUUUUGAUACAGCAUAAGAGGGUAGACAUAUGUGCUAAUUUAACUUAUAUAACCCAGCAACUUUAAAGUUCAUGAAUCAAAUUUUUAUCAGACACCAUUGUUUAAUUUCCACUGGAAACAUAUAAAUCUCAUACCUUGAAGACUUUCUUAGUUUUAAUCAUUAAGGUAUGGUUUUUCAAAUUUAUGGUUGCAUUGUGUUUUCUAAAUUUUAUUUGUAAAAUUUAUUAUUUAAUUUUUUUUCCUUCUUAAGGAGGGGCUGACCUUGAGUUCCAAGUCAUAGAUUUUUCAGAAGGUGAUCAUAUGCUUAGUGUGUCUGGAGUUCCCAAUUUUGAAAUUGUAUUAUGGUGAGGUCACUAAGCCUACAUUAACUUGUAUUAUCUUUAAAUAAAAAAUCUAAAUAUGAAAAAAAUGCACAAACCAUAAACAUUUAUAGUUAAUGAAAGCUAUAAUUUUCAAGUAUAAUUUUAUACAACAAUGAAUACUAACUUUACGCAGUAUUUAAAAUUACAUAAAUAACCAUAAGACUUGAAUGCAUAAUUGAAUAUUUAAAUUAUUAGAUUUAAUAUUCAAUUUUUUCCAAAUGCUUUGUUUUCUUUAAAAAAAUAAAACUUUGAUAAGACUUAGCAGCUUUUUAAAAGAAUUAGAAAAUUUCAUGGUGUUAAAUUCUUUUUGUUUAAAGUCUUCACUUCUACUUAUUCAUUUUCUUAACACAAUAGGAAUUACCUAAAAGGAAUAAAGUUGGUAUCUGUGGAAAUUUCUCCAGAACCUAUUAAAGCCAUAUCCUUCAAUAAAACAAAUUGGAGGCAAAUAUGUGUUAUGAAUGAAAACAGCAUAACUUUAUGGAACAUUGAACAGUGUGGAACAAAAUAUCUUAUGCAACCUCGGUAAGAUUUUUAAAAAAGUAUACUAGAGUUCUAUUGCGAAUUGUGUUUUAUUAUUUUUAAAAACUUUAGGUCAAAACCAAAAGAAAAAGAUAGCACUGAGCCAAGGCCAUCAAUUUUUUCUCAAAUGAUUUAAAAAUUCUGUAACUAUUAAAACGUAAAUUUAUAUUACUUCAGUGGACCCCGCUUAUCUCGAUCUCAGUUAACUCGCCAACCCUGUUAUGUCGACGAUUUGAAGUGGAACCGCCUAAUUAUCUCUUUGUCUUAGCAUUUUCUCCUCAAUUUUGCCAAUUCUUUUAUGUCACCAAACCCUGAUAUCUUGAGCACAAAAGGCAGCCAAAAGUGCCUCUUAACCUCGGUUAUCUCAAGCCCCAUGACCAAUCACCGGCUUUUGAAAGUUAUUUACAACAGAAAUGUGCCUACUUCAAAUUGUAGUAAUUGAAAUAAAAUGACCGAGCAAUUAACUUGACACAGCAAGAAGUGUGGAGCGAGAGGCUUGCAAAAAAAAAAAAGAGAGGUUGCAGCACCUGCUCUAUUUAUAGCAAACCCACUUGUCGCUUGAUAUAGGCUUUCAUGUAUUCUUACAGUUUGAUUAUUUUUUUUAAACCCAGAAUCCAAAUUUAAAUAAGCUUAACUGGCAAAUCCAGAGCGAGAGAAAAUAAAACUUUCGAAUCUGGCGCUAAAAAAUAUUUAGCCUCAUGAAUCUGGAAAUCCGGGAUAAUCCAGAAAAGUUGCACCUCACAUAUGCUUUGUGUUGUUAGCAAACAUGUAUGUAGAUUUUUAUUGCAUGCCGAUCACUUCAUCAAACAAAUGACGGUAACGCUGUUGUGUAAAAACAACUCUAAAAACACGUGCAUGUACAUCUCAUUUAUAAAUGUACAUCGUGUACACAAAGAAAUUUCAAGCACAUUUCAUUUAUCUCAAUCAUCGGUUAUCUCAAUGCUUUUUGGCAAACCCAAAGGCUGUCGACAUAACCGGGAUCUACUGUACUGAGAGGGGUUCUACUGUACUGUUAUGGGUUCUACUGUACUGAGACAUGUUCUACUGCACUAAGAUGGGUUCUAGUGUAUUGAGACUAAGUACGACUUUCUAAUAUUCCAGGAAAGUUAUUCUACCACCAACAGUUUCACAGAAAUCAGAAGAAAACAGAGAUGACACAGUAAUGUAUGUUGAAAAAUCUUCAAUCGGGGCAUUUAAGUAUGUCCUCUCCGUCCCUGAAUCCUCAGUGGCUGGACUAGUUGGUGAACAAGUUCACAUGUUGGAAACCUUGAAAGAUUUAACACCAAGAGUUCAGCCUUCAUCCAUGGCAUGGUUGCCAACUGGAGAUUUUCUUGUAGGCUGUGAAGGUGGCCACAUUUUCAAGGUAUUUUAAUACAAUUGAAAUUAUAUUUGGCACAAUAAUGUAUGUUUAGCUGAAUAUAAAUAAAACUUAAUCCUCUUUCAUAAUUUGGGCCACUUUUUAAUUAUGCUUUUGUCUCUUGAUGCUUCUUUUUUCUUCUUUUGUUUCGAUACCAUCUGAAAUUAAAAUAUAAAUUAACCAAAGGGUCUUAUACUGAGCAAGCAAAGAGAAAUAUUAAAUUAUCCAUAAACUUAACAAAUUGAGAAAACCUUUUUUUUUAUUUUUACAUCUAUUAUAACCAUAAAUUUGAUAUAUUUUUUCCAUUAAAUUUCUAUUCUAAAGUUUGUUAUUUAUUAAUUGCAUUAGGUUGACAGUGAUUUGGGAUCUUCAAAAGUAUUGCAUUAUCCACAUGAAAAGACUGAAGAAAUUUUUCCUCAAAUACAAUUAAGUAAUAAACAUAUUCAAGUUUUUUUGUUACACCAUAAAUCUAUUUAAGUCAAAUUAAAUUUUUUUAAAUGUUAAAAAUUUCUCUAACAGUUUCUUAGGCCCUUUAAGUGAAAUCCAAACUAUCGCUGAUGUGAAGGCAAAAAUUUGAUCUUAAAAUCAUUUAGUCUAGUUUUAAGCGCUUAGUAUUGAAAGAUUAACACAAUUUCUUUUAUGCUUUAAACUCUUCUUUGGGGCCAUCCAUAAAUGACAUCACACUAUAAUGACAGAUUUUGAGAACCCCCAUCCCCCCUUCAUUUUAGAUUUGUCAGGCAAUUCAGACACUAACAUAAUGCAUCAUCACAAUUUGUUACCCCCCUCCCAUCCACCCCCCAAAUGUGUGACAUUUUUUAAUGACUUCCCCCCUUUCAUCCUUAUUGUUAAAUUAGACAGUGUACUCCUUAAAUGGAAUGAUUUCAUUAUUUUUUAAAGUUGAGUACCAUUGGAAAAAAUUGUCUGACUCAAUGAAAUGGUUGAGUAGGUUAACUAUUUAAAGAUAUAAUUCUCAGCAAAACCUGAUGUGAACUUGCCAGCUGGUUCUCUUGACUGCAUGGUUCUGCACAGCAGUGGACUGUUCACCGCUGGAAAGGUAAAAUUUCCUUUUAAGAUUGAAUCUAAGUUGUUAAUAAGCAUUAUUUUAUUCAUUUUAAAAAGAGAAAUUUAGAAAUAUAUAUUUGACAUACAAGUAUUAACAAAUGAAUUUUUUAAUAUAAUUUUUUAUAUGAUACUGCAGCAAUCUAAAGAAGCAGAGGUUUUUGCCCUUGGUAAUCUUUUUUGCCUAGAAACAGAAAAAGUAACUUGAUAAGCACAAACAGACGUCGCGAUAGACAUUAUCAGCUUUUUUUAAACGAAAGUAGUGUCAAUCACAUCGAUUUUCUAAUUAUUAUUAGUAUACUGAAUGCAUCUUCAGAGUGAUGUGUGUAUUAAAUAAAAGCUUUUGUCUUGGGGGAUAAUAUUUGUUUGUGGAAAUUACAUUUAACUUUAAUAUUGAAUAAAAGAUUACAAUUUGAGCUUGAAGACUGCUUCAAAGAAUUACUUUGAUUAAACUGUAUGAAUGAACUGUAUCAUGACUAUUCAAAAUUGCCAACUGAAAAUUUAACGAUUAAUGUCAUCACUUCAAAAAUUACAUUUUGCCAGAAUCAAAGCAUUAAAGAAACUUAAUAUACAAUUAUAUAGUCGAUUCUAGUAUUUUAGUUUCAUUGCAACAAUACUGAAUUAAUAAUAAGCUUUUAAAUUCUGAUUUGCUACAGUUACAGGUACUCAAACUUAAAAUUUAAUUGCAUCUAACAUGCACAAAACGCAUACAAUUACAAAGACUUGCAUUUAUCUUUCCAAUAACACGAAGAUUACCCAUCUUUCAUUUAUAGAAGAAAGGUUAUGAUUUUUUAUUGGCCUUAUUUAAGCCAUGUGAAGCCAUCUUUCUAUAUAAUUUAGUUUGUAAAUUUCUUGUUUACAAUGUUUCAGCAAUCAAAUUACGUGGAGACACUAACAAAACAAUUUGUAACAAAAUAAACUAAAUAAAUUUUGAAUAAAUCUUUUAUCUUUUUCUUCAAUUAAUAUUCGGAAAUUUGAUCAAAAGAAAUUUUAUCGAUGGAAAAUUGAUCGACUGAAAUUUGAUCGAAUGGAAAUUUGGUGGAAUCUUUUUUCAGUUCACAUGUUAAACUUUUGCUUCAAAUAACAUUUCUUUUUGAACGCAUUAUUUUGUUUUACUACAUAGGGAUGUGGUGUGCUUAGAAUUGACAGUUGUCAAAAAUGAUACUUUUUAAAAAUAAAAAUCAAAUAGCAUAACUAUUAAAUUAAUAAAGAUAUUAAAAUACAUUAAAAUAAUUAACCUUCUCAUUUAAAAAAAAAAAAUUGACGCAAAGCUACUGUAGCCAAUAAAUUUGUACAUUUAUAUGCUUUAUUUUAAAACUAAUAAAGCUAUAAUAAUAAAAAUUUCCACCAUAACAGAUAGUUUCUAGAUGAAAUGACAGACAUUUUAUCAAUUGCUUUUUCCCUUUAAAAUAAUUAACCUCCACAUUAAAAAAUUUUUUUCAUGAAAAGCUCUUCCCCAUAAACAAUGAUAACUCUUGGUGACAAGGAAAGUAAUAACCCCUGUUGCAGUGUCCCAUUACAAAGAUUCAAUGAAACAAAGAUAUCUAUUUCAUAUUGCAAAUUAAUGAGUAUCAUGCAACCUUGAUAUUCAUAAAAUAAUAAUUCUUUGAUUGGGUCACAACCACGAAAUUGUUGCACUAUAUAAGUUUUACCAAAGUAAUCACUUAAAAAAAAACGUUUAUAGUUUGGGGUCUUUUGUUUUUCAAUUUAAAAAAAUGUUUUGGAUGUUUUAGUUUUAAAUAUAAAUUCAAAUAAAAUUCAAUUACCGCAGCCCAAACAUUAACAUUUUUUAAACUCUAUAGAAAUGAUAUGUGAUUACUUUCUAGAAUAUUUAAUAAAAGUUCACAUUUAUAAAAAAUAUUUUUUUAAAUGGCAUAUUAUUAAGAUCAAAUGGCAAGAUGAACAAAAUUGAGCAGUUACAUAACAAGAAUAAGCCCACACAAGUGAGCCAUAAGAUUAGCUUCAUUAGCCACAAAGCUUCUGACACUUUGUGAUAUUGCUGGUAAAAGUCAUUAAAUAAUUGCCAACUGGUAUGUUAGUGUGCCAUGGGAACUCACUAUAUAAGAUUGUAUUUCAUAAUUUCAUAAGCAAAUGUUUUUGAACCAGCUAUCUUAUCAUAUAUACAUGUUUAUGUAUGAAGCCAUCAUACAAAUUCACAAGACAAACCAGCCUUAUCCACAAAAAGCAGUAGUGUCAAGAAAAUACAGCACACUGAGCACAGUUAGAAAUGUGCUCCUAACACUUGUGUGAUUUAUUUAAUACAUGUAUAUAAUUUUGGAACAUGUUUGUUUAGAUAGUAAACUUACCAGAAGGGAAAAUUUAGUAAUGAUGAAUGUAACAAAAGUACCAGUGCUUGACUUACUUGUUUAUUUGAAUAUCAAAUUGCAAAUAAAAUUAAUUAAUGUCACAAAACUAGAGCCAAAGGAACUAUAACCACUGGCCCAGCAUGCAGACUAAAUCAAACCAAGAAUAGUCCAUGGUCCAUGGCGAACACAAUAAAUAACAAAACAGUUAAUCAAAAGAAUCCUAAAUAUAAUAAUUAUGUUUGCUUAUUCUGAAAAGGCAAAAUGAAAAGAAACUCUCAUCCAGAGAAUUAAAAAUAUAUUAGAGGUAAAAUUUAGCUAUGAAAGAGUUGUUUAAAAGAACUGCUUUGUUGUAUCUGUCUAUAAAUGAAUGAAAAAUAAUGUUAAAGUUACUUUAGAGGUUUUUCUCUAGCCUCUUAGUUGCUUCAUUUUCCCCUGUUUGGCCCUAGUAACAGAUAACUAGCUAAUAAUAAGCUUUUAAAGAGAAAGUUGGAUAUGACAAUCUGUAGAAAAACCUCUACACUUUUAUACAAGUUUUGCUUUCUUUACAGGUUACAAAUUCUAGUUUUAAAUCUGUCCAGAAAUAUUUGCAAAAAGCUAUUAAAAAUUUUAAUAAAUGUAUGCAUAUAUGUAUACCUCUUACUAAUUUGAUUUCGAAAAAGAAACACAAUUUCAUAACAUGAAGCUAGUUUGGCACAUAAACCACCUGGCUCACCUGAUGUAAUAUGUUACUAGAGCACAAGUUCCCAGCUCUUGGAAAGGGACAUCAAAAGGUGUUAAGAAGGGAUUUCUCUGGCUUAAAUUAUAUGCUAAGAGAAAUAUUGAACUUUAAAUUGGUUCUUUUUACAUUUUUAUCUUAUAUUUUGAGAUUAAAUGGAAAUCAUGGCAUUAAAACUUUAUUGUUUUUGUAAUUACAUUUAGUUUUAAUGUGUUUUCUUUACAAGAAUUUACUUUAUUCAAGCCUUUUUUUCGAUAUAUAAUAGUAAGAGUGACUUUAUAAAGUUAUAAAUAAAUGUGGACAAGAUUUGAACAUGUUGAAGAACCUGUGUACUAGAGUUACUGAGAUUAAUAAUUCAGUGCAGUUAAAUAGAUUUUACAGGCCCUUGCUUAUAACGACAAUUUGUGACUAUAUGUGAGUAAAAGAAUGUAUGUGGAUUUCCUGGGUUGAGAAAAUUUCUCUGAAAGUAUUUUUGCUUGUUAAAUAUUGUGCAGGAUCCCAGGAGAGAAACUCUUGUUUUAAUAGUGGAUACCAACAAACAAAACUUUUUGAGAGCUGCAGUCUGUUAGGCCAAUUAAGCUAUCCCCCAGUGUAAAACUUUUCUCCCUCGUGAAUAUUCACUUCCUUUUUUAGCAACAUACUUCAACAAUUACAUGGGUCUUGAAGAUUUGUCUUUAUAUUCUUCUUCUUCUAUAUCUUAAGGGCUCACGAUCAAUUUAUUGAUUAUUUUGGCUCCUAUGCAUGUAGAUGGGAUUUGCAAUGUUUCUGUUCCUGGUGUUGAUGAGGAAAUUUCACAGAUUUCCAGUGCCACUUUGUGAGGGAAUCAUGCACUGGGGGUUUGAAGGCUUGAGGCAAUAGACACAAAUGUGUCUAGUGUUGUCGCCUCAACUGUUCCUUUUGAAAGAUGGUUCCAGUCCCUGAUUGUCUUGGGCAGGAAUGAGCAGCUCCUAUACUGGCUUCUUGCUGGUAUGAGCCUGAAUUGCCUGUCAUGGCCUCGUCGCUGUCUAUGGGGGAGAGGGACGAGUUUCUGUUUAAUACUGGAACAGUGGACCAGCCCAUUAUUUAUCUUGUACAUCAUGGAGAGCCUGGAUUGUCGUCGUCGUUUCUCCAAUGGUGACCAGCCUAGUGUUUCUAGCAUGCUGCCAACACUAGAGGUAUUCCUGUAGCGGUUUAGGACAAAGCGUGCUGCUCGUCGCUGGACCGCCUCCAACCUGUCAAUGCUCUUCUGGGUAAAUGGGUCCCAGACUGAAGAUGCAUAAUCUAAAAUCGGACGGAUAAAGGCUUUAUAUGCUCUUUCUUUCACACAGGAGUUGCCAAUCUUUAGAUUUCGCCUUAAGAACCCCAAGGCUUGGUUUGCUUGGUUACAUACAUUGUUAAUAUGCUCGUCCCAGCGGACCUCUCUUUGAAUGGUAACACCCAGGUACUUUACGGAGGAAACUUGCUCAAGAAUAUGGCCGUGCAGUUUGUAUUGGUAGUGUAGAGGAGUACAACUUCUAGAGAUUGAUAGUGUCUGGCACUUGGCAGGGUGAAAUUCCAUGUCCCAGCUCAUCUCCCACUCAGCUAACAGAUUGAGAUCCUGUUGUAGCUGGUCCUGGUCAGAUCUGUUGGCGAUCGUCCUAUACACUGCUGUGUCAUCUGCAAACAGUCUUGCCUGUGAUGUCAGUUUCUCCGGUAGGUCAUUAAUGUAUGCUAGGAACAAACAGGGGCCCAGGACUGAUCCCUGGGGGACCCCUGACUUCACAUUGACAAAGGAGGAGCUUGUACCGCCCACCACUACUGCUUGGCGUCGGUGGCUGAGGAAGCUAGAGAUCCAUGUUUUAGUGGUGCCUUGAAUCCCAUAUAUCUGGAGUUUGUGUAGAAGCAAACUAUGAUUCACCCGGUCAAAUGCUUUUGCGAAGUCCAUUACUAGCACGUCAGUCUGCUUGUGGUUCUCCAGAUUGGUCAUCAAGUCUUCUACAAAUUCGAGAAGCUGGGUCUCACAUGACCUAUUGACUCGGAAGCCAUGUUGACAGUCAUUGAGUAUAUUUUGGCUUUCAAGAUGCUUCAUGACAGAGCUUACGAUUAUGUGCUCCAACAGUUUGCAGACGACGCUAGUGAGGGAUAUCGGACGAUAGUUGGCAGGGUCGGAAUGCUCCCCUUUCUUGUAAAUUGGAGUGACAUGCGCUGUUCUCCAGUCUGCUGGAACAUUUCCUGUGCAUAGUGACGAUUGGAAGAGGAUUGUCAGUGCAGGAGCGAUUUCUUUGGCUAAUUCUUUGAGCACUCGUGGUUUAAUGUGGUCAGGACCACAUGCUUUGUAAGGAUUAAUGGUAUUGAGGAGGGCAAACACACCUUGUUCUGAUAUCUGGAUAUCUCCCAUGAUAGGAUAGGCUCUGUUCAUCAUUUUGGUUUUCAGAAGGAACUCAGUCUCAGAGUACUCUCUACCGUCACCAAAGACCGACUGGAACUGCUGAUUGAGUAUCUCCGCCUGUGCUUUUGGGUCAGAUGUCAAUUGGCCAUCCCACCUCAAGGGGGAAACUCCAGCGUUUGAGGACUUUUGGUGUUUCACAUAGCUCCAGAAGCGCUUGUUCUUGACAUCUUUGGUCGGGGUGUCUUCCUCUGAGAAGAUGCCGUUCAUGUAGUUCCAAUACGAUCUACGCAAUAAGCGUUGAAUGGUUCGGCGGAGUCUCAGUACCUCCUCUCUCAGUUCCAUCGAGCCAUUUUUCUUCAUGCGUUUGUAUUGGCGGUCUCUCCUGUGGAUGAGCCUACGGAUUUCAGCCGUGACCCAUGGCUGAUUUAUCCUAGGUUUGGUGAUUUGGUGUGGUAUAAAUUUCUUCACUGCAUCAGUGAUUGUAGUCUUGAACUUCUCCCACAGCUCGUCUGUUGUCGCUGUACCUUGAAUCACCUUCAUGUUUGAGCUUAGCUCUGUGGUUGCAAUCCUUAGGCCAUCCCAGUCUGCCUUGGCAUAAAUUGGGAUUUCUCGAAUGAUUUGUUUCAUUUUUAGUGUGUUGACCUGAAAUUCACAAUAAGGAAUGCUGUGGUCCGAAAUCCCGGAGAUUUAUUUUAAAGUUUACUAAAGUUUAGUAAACCAGUCAAAACAAUGCAAAAAUUUUAAGGCUUUGUGUGUGUAGUUAUUUUAUAAUAAAAAAGACAUAAAAGUGCAUGUUUUUUGUUUUUUUUUUCAAUUAAUUAUUACUCAUUUUCAGAUUUUUUAGAUUUUGAAAUUCCUUUGAAAGCAUUGAUUAUAAUGUUACUGGAUUUGUAAAAGAAUUUAAUAAAUGAAACAAAAAAUAAUAAUGAUGCAAAUUAUUAAUUUUUUAUGAAGUGUUCACAAUAUGAAUCAUCAUAGAAGCAUGGGUGCCCGCAGAAAAAUCGAUUAACUUUCUAGGGGGGGGGGGGCAAAAAAUUUUUAGUAAUCUUUUAAUGUAGUUUUAAUUUACUGUAGCGUAUUUGUAUGGUAAACGAACGGACAGGACAUUAGCUUAGUUAUUUUGUCUUUAUUUUCUCUUUACUUUAAUAAAUUUUUUGUCUAUUUUUGUCUAAAAAUUUUUUAUCAAAUCAAUCCGGGGGGGGGGCGCCCAUGCAUAGAAUUAAAUGUUCUCAUUCAGGAUUGAUUUAUUAUAACGACCAUAACUUCUUAUUAUUAUUGCCUCACUUUUAUGCAUUUUAAAAUCAUUAAGUUCAUCUAUUAAUCUGCAGAUAGAUGAUUCAAUUGCUUACUCAUCCAAAUUUUUUAGGAUGGCUUUAUUCGACUACUUGACAUUUCAAAAGACGAAGUCUCAAUCAUUGAAGAAAUACCUGUGAAAUAUCCUGUGUCUACUUUGAAUUUUAACUACAGUUAUCAGCAUCUGGCCUGGGGCUCACCGAAGGUUAGUAAAACGUUCAUAAUCACAAUUUGCCCUAAAUGAUUGUUUUUUUCCAGUGGUGAAUGCAGACGGAAGACAACUGAGGUCAAGUACAAUAAAUUAAUGCAAAAUAUACACAAUUUUUGUCAAAAUGUUUACUAAUUUAUUUUCAUAUCAUCCUUUAGGGUAUCAUCCAGUAUUUAUCAGUUGGAGAUAAAGCAUCAGUAACUACCUUGAUAGAAAUGCCCAGAGGAAACUUCGUCGGUGUUGGGGGCAUGACUAUAGGAUCUGAUUGCUGUGUGGUAAGUUUCAUGACAGGCUUAUACUAAUGUCAACGUAGAUAUGGGAUUUAUGUUUAUAGAAUCUCAAGAGAAAUGUCCUUAACUUUGAUGUUAACCUUUGUUUGAAAUUAACCCCCCCAAAAAAAACAUGUGCUGUAAAUUUCUCAUUUAACCCCUUUAACACACUGCAUGAGAUUUAUUAUGCAGUUUUGUUUUAAAUAAGUUUUAUUCCUUCUCACAUGUGUUUUUAUUUGUAGUGUUUUUGUUCAUCAAUUAAAGCUUUUCCCCAAAACUUUUUUUGUUUAUUUCAUCUUAAUUUAGUUUCCCCUGCCUAAUUGUUUUGUAUUGCCAUAACAUUACUUUAUAAUGAAGAAAUAUUUAUGUCUUUCCACAUGCUAUCUAUUCAGUCUGUCAGUGUGGAGGGCAUACUCCAAAUGUGGAAAAUAACUGAUGGGACCUUUAUGGGACAGCUAUAUUUACAAGAAUCAGUAAGUCGCCAGUAUUGUUUUAACUCAGUCCACUGAUAAUCUUUUAUGAUUUCAAGUUUCAAAUGAACAGACACUUCCAUAGAUUCCAAUCAUAUCUAAUAAUGUCAAAUGCAUGAAGCUAUAUGGAUGAACUUUGCAAAUUCCUACAUUGUUGAAUUGAGAAAUCACUGUUAUCAUGUUUGAGAACUGCACAACAUAAAUGAGUCCCCAGGGAAGAAAACCGCAAAUCUAUAAACUAAUAACUUUGAGGACUUUUUAAAAUAUAGAUAGCUGAUAAAACACUUAAGGAUUCAUUGCUAAAAUAAUUCUUAUUUAGUUAUUUAAAAAACAAGAAUUCAAUAAUGUACUUUCACUAACCGCCUUACAAGAAUAUAGUAACAAAAAAUAUCAAAACUUUGAUCAUGUCCAUGUUUUAAUAGAUGUUGUUUUUCUCAAUACUGUAAUCAGUGUUCCAGCCUGGCAUGUAGCCCCAUAGCUCAGUAUAUUGCAGUGGGUACAAGUGGUGGAAAUUUGUGUUUUGUAGAUGCUACCAAGCCCCAGAUGCCUCGAGUCAUUAUGAAACACAGACUAUUUAAAAAAUCUUUGGACUACAUAGUGUAAGUAAAAAAUACAAAAAAAUUGUAAUUACUGCUAUUUUAAACAAAAUAAGUUAUACCAAAUUAGAACUAGCACCAACUAGUUAGACAUUAUUAUACCAGAACAACAAUUUCCUUAUGUCACUAAAAGGUUAAACACAUCAAGCAUGCUCUCAAUAAUUUAUUUAGGUCUUUUCAUUUCAUACUCUUAAGCAAAAAUAUUACACCACUGUAUUGAACACCCAAAGACAAUCAUUUUUGUCCACUUACUUGUAUGUUCACUUUUAACCCCCAACCUCCUUAUGCACAUUUAAAACAUACUCACUGGAGUAGAAUUUGGCUGCUCCAUCUCAUUUUUACAAACCACUAUAUGGUUUUGGAAAUAUAAUCUGUUUUAAAAUUUGGCUCAUUAGAUGAACAAUACAUAACAAAUGACUGAAAACCAGUAUAAAAAGAUAAAUUAUGCCAAAGCUAGUUAUAUUAGCAAUAUUCAAUUUAAUUAUACUAUUAAAUUUCUUUUAAAAUACAAAAUAAAUAUACAGAAAUAACAACUCUCUCUCUCUCUCUCUCUCUCUCCCUCUCCCUCUCUCUCUCCCUCCCUCUCUCCCUCUCCCUCCCGCUGCCGGCCAGGGAAAGCCGCCAGCUUACUUAUAAGGAGGGAGUUUGAACCCUCCAGAAAAGAAAUCCUAGAAAGUGCAUCACCCUAGAUUAUUCUCUACCUUCCAUUUGCAAUUUAUUUGAAUGUUAACAACCUUUUUCCAUAUAAGGAAUGGGUGGGUAGUGGUAGAGUGCUAAGCAUUUAAUUGGUUGCAUCAAUAUCAAAACAAAAAGGGGGAGAUAAGUGGUGGGUGCUACAGAUCCAUGUUCAUGCAAAAUUAGGUCAACACAUAGGCUACAACACACAUUUUUUUUUGUUAUAUAUAAUGCACCUUGGAAGCAGGUUAGGUGUGGUUAGUUUGCCAUGUGUAAUGAAGUGGAUGAGGUAAAAAGUGUUAUAUUUCUAAAUAUUAUGCAAAUUUAAUUCAUUUCAAGCAAGAUGUUUAAUAAUUAAUAAAGCAACAAUUUUAUAACAAUACUAAUUAAGGAUUAAAUAUUAUGCUGAAUUUAUGCUUUCCAAUAACUUAAAAAAAAAAUUAAUAUCUGUUUUCUCCUACAACAUCAGUUAUGUGUCCCAUUUACCAUUGGCUUCAAUGAAAGUUAUGUAAAUGAAUUUGAAGUGUGUUUUAUUUUUAAAAAUACUGUUAUAUUAUUUAUAAAUAAAUUCUUUUAAAAAAAAAAUUGAAAUAAGAUUACUGUCUCUUCAGGUUCAAUGGUGACACUGGAAAUAUCUUGUUUGCUGCAUCUAAUGACAGCAACAUAUUUCUUGUAGACGCUAGACCAAGUUGUGGUUUUGUUGUUUUGGGAUAUCUAAGUAAGUAAAAAUAUUUAAAUAGUUUAUUUAAGCAGCACACCUAUUUAAGUGUAUUGUUUUGAUAUAACACAAUUAUUUAAUACUGAAUAGCAUAAAACAACAGUUCAAAAUCAACAUUUUAUCAAAAGAUGUCAUACAUUCAACUAAAUACUAAAAUCCUUUCAAUAAAACAAAGAUUUAUAUCUUUUUUAUGUAAAUCAUAUGCUGAAAAGGAUAUUCAUAAAAAACCAACCAACCCAAUAAUAAACAUUUACUUUUAGAAGGUUUUCUUCAGAUUUUUUAAAUUUAAUUUUUUUUUUUUAUGUGAGAUACAUUCAAUAAACAUGUCUAAGGAUCUGUGCAGCUGUAUUGUUUGAAUGGAUUUAACUUUUUUCAUAUAUAAAUUGGUCUCAAUAUUGACCAGUAAGCCUUUAUUACUAUUAAAAUUUAAUAAAAUAUUUCUUGAAUCAAUAUCUGGAUAACAAUAAUAUUUUUCCUUAUUUCCUGAAAAAGUUCUUAUAAAAAUGUGUCUAUCACUAAAUUUUAAACUAUUAAUAUUUUUUCAAAAAUCAGGUGUGCUGGGCAAUGUUCAAGCGUUGUCAACCAAUGUUUUCCAAAAAGAUAGGACAAUUUUGGUUGCAUCUUGCAACAACAAUCCAGAAAUAAAAGGCUCAAACCUUCUGUACAAGUUCACAUUUACUGGUCCUGUUAUUGAUGGUCAGUAACAUUUUAUUGAAAGAAAAUAGAAGUUUCAUUAAAACUUUUGUCUGCUGGUCAACAUAAUCAGAAAGACAUAAAUGAUUUAUCAUAAAAAAAUUACAUCUACCUAAAAUAUUUUAAUAUUUUUAAGAUGUUUGAAUAGAUUUAGGCCUAAGUAAUUGCAAAUCAAUAAAUUUAUCACUUUAGAUUUUCUUUAUAGCCUCUAAUUGUGUCAUUUUUAUCAUGCAUCAAAAGGUUAAACUUUGUCAGUAACUUAAUUAUUAUAAUUUUAUAAAUCUAGGGCAUUAAUAUAGAAAUAUAGUUUAUAAUGCAUCAUUUUUUAAUCAAAUCUUUACUCCUGAACUAUUUCCCCACAAACAUAGAUAUCCAGAGGUACUAUAAAAAUUCUAUGUGUGAAAUUGAUGAACAAGCAUGCCAUGCAUUAAAAAUGGGGCUUCGCCAUGCAAUUUAUGGUCUUGCCAUUGGAGAAGGAGAAGUUAUUUAUGCUCUAAGUGCCAGUACUAAGAAAAUUUUGGUGUUUAAUAUGCCAGUACAAGACUCAGAAAGAGCACUGAAAAAGGUGAGGUACAUUUCAAGGAGAAGAUUUAGAAAUUUUGGCUUUCUCAGAUAAAAAAUUAUUAUAAUCUUUUUUUUUUAAAUUUUACAUUUAAAUUUUUAUUUUUAUUUGAAGCAUCCUUGUGAUUCAUUAAAAAAAAUUAAAAUUAACAGUGGUUGUUUUUGUUUUGGACAAGGUUGAUGGGUACUGUUUUAGACAUAAUAGACAUGUGUAAUUAUUAUACAAAACUCAACUUAGCUAAAAGCUUAUGUGGAUUCAGCUAUAUAAUCAGUGGCGUAGCGAGGGUGUUUGGCGCCCGGGGACAAGAUUCGCGCCCGGGGACAAGAUCCAUUUUAAAGCGCCCCCUUUUCUUUUUUUCAACUCUCAAACCCAUUAUUUUUACCAAUAAUAUAAUAUCAAAUCACAUUUUGGCGCCCCUAACUAGCUUGCGCCCGGGGACAUCUGUCCCCCCCUGCCCCACCAUCGCUACGCCUCUGUUUAUAAUUAGGAAGAUUAAAAUGUUUGGGGGAAGAAAAACUACUUAUGUAUAGACAUUGAAAUCAAUUAUAAAUGAUCCAUUGAAGAUUUGGCCUAAUUGAAUUUUUUACCUCCCAGAUUGAUCUGCUUCUAAGCCCUGUUAGUGAAUUCCCUGGUCACCAGCUUAAUGGUGGAAGUAUUCUUCUGUCCCCACAUCUCAAGUGGCUACUUUCCUAUUCCAAAGAUGGCUCCAUCAAAAUAAGAAGUGUUGCAACCAUGGUGAGAGACAUUCAUAAAUCAAAUGAAGUCUAGUACUGCUACAUAUUUUGUUUUCUGUAUGAAUAAUAAUUAUAUUUUCCACAAUUGCUUAUCCUUUAUGAGGUAAAAAUCAUCAAACAUCUUAAUGAUUAUAACUUAUAAUGAUACGGAUGCCUAAUAAAACAUUAAUUAUGUCUAUAAAUAUUAAUUUGAUUUCUUUUAUGUAUAUAUUUGUAUUGCAACAGAAAAAUAUUUAUAGAAUACAAAUUUCAUCUAUAUUAAAUGUUGAGUUUCUUUUACCUUCUUACCAUGACCAAAAUAAAAUUUAAAUCCUGCGGCUGUAGGAUUAUAUUAAUAUUUAUAUAUUUAGACAAUAUUUAAUCAUGAGCAGUUUAAUGUCAUCUGUUUUGAUGCAAUUAUAUUUCCAGGAUCGCACUGCUAUAUUUAUCGCACAUGAGUAUCGUUUUGGAGGAGUGAAAGCUGUUGCUUUUUCUGAUGACUGCCAAUAUAUUUUUACAUGUGGUUUUGAUGGUACUUUUGGCUGCUGUCACUGGAUGUAAGUUGUUCAUAUAACUCUUUGUUUCAUUUACUCUGAUUACAGUUUUCAUUGGCAUUAAUGUUUUGUAAUAAUUUUAGCAUUCUUUUGUUAAAAAAAAAUCAAAAUAAAUGUAAAAAAAAUUAAUUACAAUGUGCAUGGCUGUGUCAAGGAAAAGCUAUGCCUGAGGCAAAUAUGGUAUGUAUAUAUUUUUAUAUAUAUUUUUAAAAAAAUAAUGAAGUUUUUGGUGCCUCUUGGUUUAGGCCCCUGGGACAUAUGUUUCUAAUUGAAGGUGAAAGUUAAAUCAAUAUAUCAAGAACCAGACACUGACUAAUUAUAUAAGAUAGAAAAUCUACCCUGAUAUUUGUUGGUGUUUAUAAGCCAUCUGUGCACCACAGACAGAAUCAGCAACCAAUGAUUAAAAUGAUAAUGAUGUAUUUUGAUGGCUGGCUGAGGAUUAAAAAAAAAAAUAGAAAUAAGAAGGCAUAUUUUUAGUAAAUUUGUAUGAAAAACAAAGCAAUCUUUUUCUUGAUUCCAGACACACAAAGAGCAAGGGGGUCACAAGCAUGUUCAAACAGCGGAGAAACAGAGACAUGGAAUUUAUUCAAAGAGAGAAUCAAAAGCUUGCAGACUAUCAAGAUUGUUUCCAGACAAUGCCAGAUUUUCGCAGGGCCUCAGAACUUGAGAAUGAAAGAAGGGUAUGAGAUGUAAAAACACAAUUAUGAAAUAAUGAUUUUUCAUUAAAAAAACAUGCAUAGUUUCAAAUUUUCAUUGCAUGCAUUUUUUGUUAAUGUAACCGCUAACCUUUCAUUGUUGUGUCUUAGUUCACUAAAAUGUAAGCAAACACAAUAAUAUUUUAACCUAAUUUUAAGCCAUAUCAAAAAUCAUCAAGUUUUUUUUAAAAAUAAUGUUUCAAAAUACAAAAAUGUAAAUUCAAUAUUUUCAUUUAAGGUUAGAAUUUAUUUUGUACAUUCAUUUCUUAAAAAUAUGUUGAAAAAAUAAAUGCAGUUGUAAGAUAUAAUGAACAUUUAUAAAUUCAGGUUAUUCUUUAUAAAAAAAGUACACUAUAUUGCCCUGAUCGUUAAAGCUUUUUUUAAAUUUAAAAAUAAUAACAAAAAUAUUUGAAAUCAAAUAUUUUCAACGCUUAAAUAUUUUGUUUAAUUUUUGUGUGACCAGAGCAGUGUAAAUAUUUUUUUUAAAGGAGCUGAUAGAGCUUGCUAAACAACAAGCUCAAGACAAUGACCAGAUUUAUGUGUCCCCACCUCCAUCACCAAGGCUCAAUUCCACUUGGCUUGAACAAAGACAGAAUGAUGUAAGUUUUAGGGAUUUAGGCAAUUUAAUUUGAAUUAAUACUAUUAAUUUAUUUAGAAAAUUACCUUCACUUAAUUUAAAGCUUAAAAUUUGACAAAGAAUAUUGAUUAAUUCAAUUAAUUAUAAAAAUAAUGUUAAUUUUUUUGUAAAUUAAUCAUUUUUAAGUUUGAUAAAUGUCAUAUUUAUAACAGCUGGCCAAUGUUGAAAAAAUGUAUCCUAGCAAAGCUGUAGCAUAUGAAAUAAACUAAGACAUUUAUCUUUAUAUAUGUUUACAUAUUUACGCAUUAAAGAAUUUAAAUUGUCAUAUGCUUCCCUGCCAUCUACUGCCACCUUGAUUCUCUUUGAAACAAAUGAAAAUGCAAUACACCAUCAAGCCCAUUUUUUAAGGAUUUCAUUUGUAGAUUUGUAGCUCAUUAAUUAUGUGGCUAAUCCAAUUUAGUUUAAUUUCUAGAAACAGCAAAAGUAUUUAUUUUAGUUCAAUAGUUUUAAUACAUGUAUCCCCCUAGGCCUUGCGUCAAGAGAACAAACAUUAUGCCACCAUUAAAUAUGAGCUUCGCUCUCAGAUAAGAGAUAUCAGAAGAACUGUAAGUAUACUUUUUCCCCUUUUUUUUUUUAACCAAGCUAAAAUAUUUAAAGAUCAAAUAAUUAAUUUUUGAAAGCUUAGUACACUCAAGCUGUAACUUUUUAAAACAUUGAAUUCUAAAACAUGUACAUCACAGAUUCAACAAAUGAUGGCAGAAAACAGGGAUCUCCCAGAGAUUGAGAAAUUGGGAAGGCAUGAGUUUGACCUGGAUCUUGAAGAACAAAGCAGAUUACAGCAAGAAGGGGAAGCAGAAGUCCAAAAAGUUAGUUGGUUCUAAGAUUUUUUUGGUUAUUAUUAAAUUAUUAAUAGUCUCAGAAUUCUGAUAAUUUUUUUUUUAUUGACAGAUUGUAUUUUUAAAUGUAAGAAUAUACACAUAAAGCAUUUCAUUAUUUACCAGGUGAGAGAGACAAUAGAAUUUGAGAACCUGGCAAAGUUAUAUUUACGAGACAAAAUCAAAGAAGAAUGUUGGGACAAAAUGUUUGUUAAAGGGAGAUCACUGCAGGUCAGUAUAAAACAAUUACUAAAUAUAUAAAAAUUUCUCAGAAAACAAAGACAAAAUAAUUUAAUCCUGUAAACUAAACUUCCAGGAAAAAUGACAAUUAUUUCCUGCAAACCUUUAUGCAAAAUUGUAACAAAACACAUAAAGCCACCAUAAGUAAUCAAUGUAACUUCUUUUGCAUGAUUUUUUUGUCAGGCAUUCAAUAUUGUACUUGAAGUAAGCAAUUUUCCACUGCGUGAGCGAUCAAUUGAAUUGUUGAAUCUUAUCAGGACUGUAGCUAUUCGAAGAAAAAUAGAGAUAAGAGAAGCAGAGGUAAUCUUAAAUUUUUGCCUUUUAACAACUUUGCAACAUUCUCUUCAUAAAAAUUAAAUAAAUGUGUUAUCAUGAAUACUUUAUUUUUAUUUGUGUUAUCUAUAUUUUAGAAAUAAGGAUUUUAAAAUAGAAGUCAUGAUAUCAAGUUUACACAGAGAUAGCUUGUGAUUUUAAAAAAAAAGAAUAAAUUAUUCUGUUGCCUAAAAAGUAUGACACAAGUAAUUUUUUUUUCAGGCAAGAAAGGAGCUUGCUGAAGUCACUCCUAAGCCAGCUAUUCAUGUAUGUAAAUUGAUAAUUUUCACAAAGAAGUUUAUACAUUAAAUUAGAAAUAAAUGAAUUUCAGUAAUAGUUAUGAACUAUAAUUUGAAUGUCGCUCUGACUUUGUUAGCCCAAUAAAUACACACUAUUUUAAUGUCUAGAAAACCAAAAUUAGGUAAAACUUGAUUAAUUUCAGCUCUAUUAAAUGAGUUACUUUAGUUAUGAAUUUUUGUUUGCAUGUGUAAAUUUAAUGGAACAGGAGGAAGAUAAUGAAGAUGAUGAUGAAGGCAACAAGGAACAUCCAUCAGUAUCAGGAAGUUUAGGUAAAUAAACGAAAACAAAAAACAAAUUUAUUUUUGAGCAACGAACACUUUAAUUCCUUUGGGAAAAAUUAUCAGUAAAAUAAGUGUUCGAGAGCCCUUAAAGGGAAAUAAAGAUGGGAUAUGUCAAGGUGACAUCCGCCACCCAUCUGAUCCAACAUAAUUUUAUUUUGCAUACAGAAUAACUUUUAAAAUUCCCUUGAAAUGUGCAUAAACAGCUGUUCAAUUCUACAGGUGCGCAGUAUGGAGGAGGAAGCCCACUAUUUUACAACCAGUUUGAAUUACACACCAGAGAGCAAAAGAUGGUACAAAUUAUACUGUUGGAGGUAUGCUGUUUUUAAAUUUACAGUUAACCCACGAACUGUGGGAUGCAUUAUUCUGUGGUGUGGAGCUUUUCAGAGCAUUUUGGGUGACAUUUGAAAUUGCAUUAAAUGACAUAGAAAUAUGGAUACAAUACCCCAAUAAGUAUAUAUUUUUAGAAAGGUAAAUGGAUGGGGAUAAAGUUGGCCAUAUUGCCCACCCCGUAAAAAAAAUUUUGCUCAGUGUCCUUGACCUUGGAAUUAUCAAGAAAAAAAAAUUGACAAAAUGUCUUGCUUUCAAGUGCUCAUAACAUCAUUACUUUUUAUAGAUACACUUAAAACACAAAUCUAAAUCUUGUAGCCAAUUCAUUUACCUUUCAGAAAAUGUAUAGUUUGCUAAGGUUUUGAUUGCAAUUAAACAUCUGAAAGCAAUUAUAGUAAUUUUAGGUCAUUUAUAUAAGAAACUGGGGACCACUGCUAAAACCAAGUACAAAAUACAAAAUCUCAGGCAAAAUAGUUAUUGACUAGUAAACAUUUAAAGAGGAACUGUGGAACUGAUUUGGUUUGUUUAACUAUACAAUUUUUUAGUUCUGAACUAUAAUCUGUAGAUUCUGUGACUAAAAAUCAGUCAGUCCUUGCCCAACCUCCGGGCCUGGCUCAAAGUCUAACAGUAGCCUCAGUAGGCCUACUUCAGUAUCACUAAAACUAGUAAAAAAUUCACGAAAAGAAUAAUCUCAACUGAUAUCGUCAUGAGGAAUGUUAAAAUCAACAUCAGUAUCACUUAAAACCUCUCCUAAAAAGCUUUCAAACAUAUUUCUAUUAGUUCUCGCACUGAAGGCCCAGCCAUAGCUUCAUCCAUUUUAGCUUUAAAAAAAACAGCGAUAUAAAACUCCGAUUAAAAAGUAUUUAUUUUCCCGUUACCAUGAAACAGCUUGAACCAGAAGAUGAUUUAACUAUUAAUAAAAGGAAGUGGCUAUAAUUCCUGUUAAAUAUUGGAUUGGAAGUUGCUUUCAGACUGUGUUUUUUAUCGGCCGAUUUUUUCGGCCACCACAGUACAGAACGAGAAUGUCGGCCGAUUUUUUCAACCGACCACAGUUCAUGGGUUAAAAAAGGGAAGAACAGAACCACUGUUAUCCUGGCAAAUAAAACAUUUAUGUGAUUUAUAAUUCUAAGUUAGUAUAAUGUAUUAAUUUGAAAAUAUUAUCACACAAUAAAUUAUGUCAACAUCCUUGCUGGCUUGUCUAUUUGUUGUAAAUAAUUGGACUAUCAUUUCUCUUCAGUAGGAUAAUGGUACACUUAAAUAAUGAUGCAAUAUUUUUUUCUUUCUAACACCAGUCAUUCUGAAAACAGACUGGUUCUCUUUGUGGGGUAAAGCAGUUUUAACCUAAACAUCUAACAAUAUUUUCAGGAUGCAAUCCAUCGGAUCAAGGAGGCCUUCAACAAAGAGUUUGAUGAAGUCUACAAUAAGAAGGAACAAGAGAUUGCAAAAGUGAGAGAAAAAAACAAAAGGAUCAUGAAAAUUAUUAAAGACCUUGACUUGGAUGAAGAAAUGAUAGAACCAUCCAUGAGUGUGGCAGAGAAGCCCGAGCUACUCUUAGAUGUUCAAGACAGUGAGGUUGGUGAAUAAUCAUGGAACAUGAUUUCAUUAAAUUAUUUAAGUUUUGAUUUGAAUAAAAAUUUAAAUCUUUUCAAUAUUGUGAUUAUAUCAAGGAAAAUACUGGUUGAAUUAAUCUAUGUACAAUAUUAGCUUAAGUUUAUUACAUAUUUCUUACUUCUUUAUUGUUGAAAUCAGCUAAGAUUUAUGAUUAGUGUAUGAAAAAUUUAUAUACAAGAAUAGUUGCAAACAUGGUUGGAGAAAUUUUUUUUAAUUGAUGUUUUACAUGAUAUUUUGUAUUAAUAUUUUUUUAUUUGGCCCUUGUCCUUAUGAAAAGUGUGAUAUAUACAAUAUAUUAACAUCAAUAUUUACUUAAAUCGUUAUCUACAAAAACUGGUUUGGGUAAAUGUACUGAUAAUUGAAUGCUCAAUAAAAUUGUGAGAUCAUAUAUUUCAGAUUAAAGUAGAGAAAUAUUUAACACCAGAACAAAGAAAGAAAAUGGAGGAGGAAAAACUCCUGGAGGAGGAAAGGAUAGCGAGGGAAAGGGGAGACAAUGCAAGAGAGAGAGCCUUGGAAAUGAUGAUGGGUGGUGUUCUGGAGAUCAAGAAAGAGGAUGAGCUGAAAAAGGUUAAUUUUUACUUUAGCAUUAUAAGGUAUUCACACCUUCAGUAUGCAUUUGUUUAAAUAGCUUUGUUUCUAUAUAAUUGUUUCAGAGAGUUUUCAAUAAGAGCAUUAAUUUUUAUAGUUAUCAGGAAUUUUGUCUAUAAUCUUUUUUUAUAUUACAAAAGGAUGUUCCAAAACCUGCCUUCAUGCUCUCCAAGAAAGAAGAUGAAUAUUCUGAAGAAGAAAUGAAAGCUUAUAAAGAGUACCUGAAGAAGGUGCAGGACCUCAAUGAAGAAAGAGAAAAAUUCAGAAAGGUAUGCUUGAUUUUUCAAUUGUUUGUGAGUAAAGUAGAUUUUUAAAAACUGUGAAACACAGACAAAUCUAAAUUAUUUCUUUGAAUUCUGACAAUUCCAGCAUGAAUAAUUGUUCAACACACAAUAUAAAGUGAAAAUUGAUUGACAUAACAACAGUGUAAAUAGUUAGUUGGUAAAUUAUGUUAAAGUACAUGAAUGAAGCGCGUCAAUGAUUAAUUUUCUAAAAGAUUAUAGCUGUAUGAUGAGUAUGAGAAUGAAUUCAGCUAUAUUCUGUGCUAAAAGACAUAGAGAUUUGAAUACUUAAUAAAAAGGAAUUAAGAACCACAAUUUCAAAUGUUUUAAGUUUAAGUAUUCCAAAAUGAAAAUGAAUUUUUUUACAAGUGUUAAUGUUACAGAAAAAAUCUGGCAAGAAAGCUACAAUACCAAAGCCACAUUUUUUUUUUUGAAGUCAUUCUUUUCAUGUGUUGUAUUAAGACCAUCUCAAUUUUAUUUUUUUAACUUGUUUUUUUUUAUUAAAGUAACUGUAUUAACUAGAAUCAUCCUCUGCUUGUUAAUUGUGUCACUCUUUAGCAAUUGGAGGCAGAACUGAGAAAAUUGCAGUCAGGAAUACAAGAGUCACUUCAAGCCUUUGAUGAUGCACUCAAUGUCCUUUUCAUGCACAAAAUUAAAGUGAUGAUGGUCAUCUAUCAAGUAAGAUUCAUUUUUUAAAAUAUAUAUGAAACUGAUGAUCUUAAUGGUUUUCAGAAACAUUGUCCACAUUUUAGUAAAUUGUUAGUAUAGGAAAAAAAUAAGAAAAGUAGUAUUUGCAGUGGGAAUAAAUUACAAGGCCAUAACUCUCACACUUUAAUAAAACUCAUUGGUAAAAAACAUAAUGAAACUGUAAGGACACAACUAAAUAACUAAAUUUUUUGCAACUCAAUUGCAUUUCCAGAUAAUUAAAAGGACUGCAUAAAAUAUUUUCUAAAGCUUUAUCCCCCCACCACCACCCCCCACCCACACACAACAAACUCUCCAGACUCAACCAUUUUUCUCCAUAAAUGUACAUGAAAUUAUAUAAAAAUGCUUAUUAUUAAACUUAGGAAUAUUUAAAAAGCCUUUACUUAUCAGGAAGAGCUAAAGAUUGUACGACUUCGCUUUGCAAUGUUGAUUCAAGAAGAGAUCUCCACUAGGGACUUGGACCUUCACCAAACACUUGAACAUAAGAAACAUUUGAAGGUGAGACAGUUCCCAUCAUUUAAAACAGGGAAAGGUUUUUAUUUUGCUAAAGAAUGUAUGUUUUCAGCAAUUGAGCAUACAUUCUGACACAAAGAUGUGAAAAUAAAUUAAUUCCUAGGAUUCUAACCUGUUAAAAUCUUUUUAAAGAUUCUGAAGUCAGCCCCAUUGUGUAAUGGUAAUGUUGUCCUCCUUUAGACCAAGAGAGAGCAGAUAUCUAUGUGAAAAAAUAGCUGGGUGGAAGUAGCCCAUUAGACUAGAGCAGUGGUUCUCAACCUUCCUAAUGCCGUGACCCUUUAAUACAGUUCCUCAUCUUGUGGUGACCCACAAACAUAAAAUUAUUUUAGUUGCUUCUUCAUAAAUAUGUGUUUUCCGAUGAUCUUAAGGGACCCCUGUGUAAAGGUCGUUCAACCCCUAAAGGGGUCAUGACCCACAGGUUGAGAACCAGUGGUCUAGAUGAACAAAUAUUCUUGGGGAGGAAUAAAGCACUGAGUAUAUAACCUCAGGCAUUAGACUAGGCAUGUGAUGGAAGAUCAGUUGCCUCUGCAAUAAUAGAUGUAGACUGACCAGUAAGUGUACAGCUACUGGAAUAAAUCUGGAAUGUAAACAAAAAAUUUCUGAGCAGCUUUUAGAUAUUUUCUUUUAUCAUUCUCAUUGGCAAAACUAUGCGAAAAUAUGAAGAGAAGAAUCACAUUCCACCUUGUCAGGGCUGAUUUUAAGAAUCACAUUCCACCUUGGCAGGGCUGCUGUUAAGAAUCACAUUCCACCUUGGCAGGGCUGCUGUUAAGAAUCACAUUCCACCUUGGCAGGGCUGCUGUUAAGAAUCACAUUCCAUCUUGGCAUGGCUGAUGUUUUUGUUGUUAGCACAGAAUUUAAAUUUUUAGUUAAAUCCCUAAAUUCUGUAUUACAUUUUUUUUAAAUCUAUUUUUUUUUAAAUCAGCAAAUUUCCUUUGAAGCCAUGGCAGAAGCUCGCAAGAAUCUAGAGACUUUCCGCAAUGAGUACGAUCACCUUCAGGCGGAAGACAAAUACCUGGACAAAUCAUUCAGGAGAGAAUUUCAAGAUUUAUCUGGGAUUCUGGUUGAUGCCCUUUACAAGCAGUUCAAGAGAAGACCAAGGUUAGUUUAUCUCAUCGUACUGUACACUACUCAAAGAAGAAAAAAGAAAGAAAGCACAAUUUUACUGCUGAACUCAAACAAUCUUUUUUUUUUUUCUUACUAAAAUAUGUUCAAGCUAUAUGUAUCUUCUUUUGUUCUAGAAUAUUUCCCACUUUUAAAACAGCAGAGUGCCCAAAAUAUCAAUAGUACUGUUAAGGUCAUCUCAGUAAUAAAUGGAAUGUUCAAUGUCAGGAUGAAAGGGAGAGUACCCUUAAUUAAAAAACUGAUUAUUUUCUUUUUGAAUUUGUCUCAUGUUGCAGCUGAUUUGAUAUCAGUGUAAGUUUUGUAUUUACAUUAUUAGAACACAAAAAUUCAAAUCAAUUGAUGGUGGAAAGUCACUCAAUCCAUUUUCGGAUCGCCCUUCAUCUUCUAUGUUGCUCAACAACCUGAGAGGGCAACUUUCUAAUGGCUUGGACGAGUUGGACAAAGCCAGUAACAUGCCAGAAGGUUGUGAUGGGAAUGCUUGGGAGAAAAUGUGCAAGCUCAGAAGAAACAAAGUAGACAGUGAGUUACAAGUAAGUUCAUAUCAUAGCUGUUUAUUUGAUAGCAUGAAAACGUUUAAAUUUUAAAAUUAAUUUUAUAACUGCAUAAGAUGAGAAGAUUUUGUGAUCAAGCACAGUUUUUAAUGUUCAUUACUAACAUUAUUUUGUUGUACAUAAAUUAUUGCUAUCUUUCAUUGAAGGCGUUGAACUGUUUGUUAACAUUGACUUCUUUAUUAAUUUUUGUAACUAAUUUAAAGCUUAAAUUUUGUGAAAAUUAAUUUUCAAUGCUUUUGACUUGCAGCUCAAGAUGAAAGCAAAUGUACUAGCGGAAAUUCAAACAUUCUUGCAAAGACGUCAUGAUGAGGAUGAAAAACUGAAAUCAGAUAUUGAGACUUUAACACACCAAAUUACAAAGUAGGUUUUAAAAACUAGAAAAAAAGAUUCACGGCAUCUUAAUCUGUUACUUUGUAUAAUUUGUAUUUUAUUUUUUGGGGUUGGCUUGUUUUCUGUAUAAGGUAUCCCAAACAAUGAAAACUAAUUUUAAGAGGAGUACAAAAAUAGUUCUAAUUGGGCACUUUUGGGUUUAUGGGCACCUCAUUUUGCCCCUCUGUAACCAAGUAAGUGGCCCUUGAUUGUGCCCCCUAGCUCUGUGACCAAGUAAGUGACCUUUGAUGGCCCUUGAUUGCAUAUAUUAUUUCUUUGAAUUCACCCUUAGGAUCAAGGAUGAUGAACUGAGAUUCACUCUAAACCUUGAGGUCCAGCUACUUUUGAAACAAGGUCAGAUUGAGGUGGAUGCUGGGCCAUUUAUCAGAGACUUCAGACAUAGUGUACUUGUGCACCGAAGUGUUGUGGAGGAUCUCAAUGCUACUAUUAAAGUAAGGAAUCUACACAUUUUAUGUGAAACUAGUAAGAUUGUGAAAUGUUUCAAACUCUCAGUGCAAAUAAUCACUUCAUUCAAAAAAUGAUUUGUAAAAAGGAAAUUGAAUAAAAGGUGGUCCACUCAGCACUAUGACAAGCCGAUAUACUGUUUUGUGGGCAAUUUAUCCCAUUUCUAAAACUUAUUGGAGAGCACUGAUCAGUAAGAUAUGCUAUUUAUAAAGGAUUGAUUUUAAAUGCAUGUUGGAAAAAACAAAGAUUCUUAGAAUUCAUUCUUAAAAUUUCUAAUAGUAUUUGCAUUUUAAAAUAAAUCUUUAAAUUAAUUUCUUUUACUAAACAUUCUUUAAACUGAACAUUUCAUAAAUAACCUGUCUUAUCCUUCUACAGCAACUUGGUGAAAGAAAAAUCGCCAGCAUGGUUGAAAGCAAGGACUUCAGGAAGGGCAUCAUACAACUUGAAUGGUGACUGACUGAUAAAAACUUACCAUUUUAAUUAGUUAAAAGCAAAACAAAUUUCAAAUGUAAAUUUGGCUUUUUUUUUAAUCUUUACUCGAUAGAAUUAAUUUCUUUCAAUUCCAUUUUCAAUGAAAAUUAAUUGAAAAUUCUCAGAGUGAGCAAAUGAAAACGUUAAAUUGUUUCUUCAAUUGAAGCAUCAUUAUUCCCAACUUUUACGUAAGGACACCAUAAGUAAAUUAUUAACUUCACUCUACAGUUCUUUCUACUUUCUUGCCAAAUUUUCUUAUAAGAAAUAUUAAGAAAACAUCAGUCAUCUCUUAAAACCUAGUUUGUCUUUCUUUUAAUCAAAUAACUUCUUUGCCAUCUGGUUUGCUCAAACAGGGAGCACAAGAAGAUGUCUAUGCAAAUGGAGGAUCUUGAAAAUAAGAUGAAAGACAUUCAAUUUGUCAAAGUUACACGAGAAAUUCAAGCGGUAAGUCUGUACUUUCAGGGGAAUGAUACACCUAUAUGAGUAUCACUACAUUAUUAAAAACAACCCAGACGGGAUUUAAAAUUUAUUUUCAAUUUAGAUUUAAAAUUUAAAAUUUAAUUUAACAGUAAUGUACUUAAGUGAAAGAAAACUUAUUUUUAAGUAAUAUUUAAAGAUUUUCUUUACUACACAAAAAAAUCUUCACAAAAAUUUUUUUUAAAAAUGUAACUUAACCUUAUGCUAUCAGAAGAACAUAAAGUGAUAAUUUUCAGUAAUUUUUUUCUAUUCUUUGCAUAAAAAAAAUAAUCAUCAUUAUUUAUUAUUUGACUUGCAAAUAAACUGCAUUAUAGAAAUGUUUUGUUUUUUUUUAUUCUUAAUUUUUUUUUAAAAAUGCUUUGUCUGAUUGUCUUAACAGUAUCUCCAGGAAAAGGAUUAUGAGACAAAGAAAGCUGAGGAAAUUACAAAACUUGAACAAACAAUUAUACAGCUGAAAAAGGUGAUUACACUGUAACUUUUAUUAAAAAACGAAUCACAUACAAAAAUAAAGGAAAUAAACAUUCUUUAAAACAGUUCAAGGAAUCUACACAGAAAUGAGACUAUAAAAAAAUAUAAGACUUAAAAUAAAGCAAUCACCAUCCCAAAAGUCUUUAACCGAAAACUCCAGCUUAAAUUUUGUUUACCUCAAAAAUCUUUUCAGAGAGCAUUGAAGUUUUCCUAUAAAUAACUCAAUUAAAUUACUAAAGUAGUAAAUGCCACAGCUAAUGUUAGAGUUAGUUUAAAACUUUUCCCAGCUUAAAUGUAGUUUUUAAAUUAAAUUGUGUGUUAUAAGCCUAAAAUAAAUAUUAGCAUUUCUAUAAAAUUAUGUUCACCUAUUGCACUUAAAAUGAUUUUAAUUCCAUGUGAGAUUAUGGCUUACUCUAUACCUUCAAGUCAAGUGGUAUAUUGAUACUAAGUUACUUUAAUGCUUCAUCUCUCGACAGUAUCAUGAAACAACAAUAACACAGAAGAAACAAAAGCUCAAGGAGCUCUCCAAGGGAACUAAGGUAAAGAGCAUCACUAACAAGAAACUUGAUGAGGAGUUACUGGACCUGAAUGUUGUUGUCAAUGAAAGGAAGCAGAUCGAGGACAUUAACAGUGAGUAUCGUUUGCUGAUUUGAACUAAAACAUAACAGAAUACUUUGUUUCAGAGCUAUCAAUAAAGUGGAUGAUUUUUCUUUACCCUGGGAUUAUUCCUAGAAAUUGAGGAAGAGGUGUUGAGAAAUUAAGGUUGCAGGUGUUCGCUGAUGGCAUCUACCAAAUAAGUUAUAGAGUUUUUGUAUGUACCAUAACAGUAGUGUUGUCACAGAUGAGUGUAGUGACAAUAAGAAAUUAGUCCCAUCAAUAUAAAUAAUAUUUUAAUUUUUAAAUGAAAGGUUGUACAGGAUCAACUGCAAAUUUUUUACAGAAAUCUCAAAUUUCUGUUGUUCGUAAGCAACCUAUGGCUUAAUGUCAGUUGACCUCCGAGGGAUGGUGAGCCUCGGGUGUAAAACUAUUAGCAAGCUAUAUUAAUAAGAUACAAUUUAUACCUGAUAUCUUAGCAUGGUCCUUAUCACUUUAUCAGCAGCUGUUCGAAACAUUCUAAGUUAUAGAAUAAUUAUGAGAUUUCAUGGGUGCGUUUAUGAGAAACUGCAAUGAUUUCCAGCAGGGCUGCUCUGAAAAUUUACCUGAUUCUCUCAGCCAUGUUAUAAAUUUUAAUGUAAAGAUUUGAUACGCAUUAAAUUAUUAUGGUUAAAGAAAUUCUCCCAAAGGAUCCUAAUGAAAAUUUAAAUAACAUGUUAAAAUAUUUAGUUAAUUUCUAUGUCUUCAAGCUCAUGAAUUUUACAAAUUCUAUUGUAGUGGAGAGCAGAGAUGAUGAUGCUGUCAACAGGCGAUAUAAAGAGAUUAUACAGAGAAGAAAACUGGUGGACCUGGCGAAGGCCCAAGCCCAGGAAGUCGCCGUGUUGAGAGCUGAGGUAGAAAGACUGCGUAUGCGUACAUUCCCAGCACUAGUGCAGGUGGAGCACUGAAGUGUUGACUUUUUAGUGAGAUUGCAACAUGCUUAACUAAAAUAAAGGGAAAAUGAGAAAACAUUCAUUUAUAAGAAUUCAUUUCAUUAGCUUCAUAAACAGAUUCAUAAAAUUACAGUCUUUAAAUAAUUAUCUGUAUUUGUUAUUAAAAAAAUACUUACCACACAGCUUCAUGGAUCAGUGAAAGUCAU
Molecule: messenger RNA, 31183 nt
Organism: Lymnaea stagnalis (great pond snail)
Lineage: Eukaryota; Metazoa; Mollusca; Gastropoda; Lymnaeidae
Source: the annotation of a GenBank genome assembly